GUGCUGCUCACAGUGGGAGUGGACAGCCGCGGGCAGCAGAGAUUCCUUCAGACAAGAGUUUGUGAUGCUAGAAGUGACCAUUCGAUGGAAUUAGUGGCCAUUGUCUCAGAAGAUGGGUUUCAUCACAGCUCUAACUCUGUAUACCGGGAACUAGAUGACCCCUUCCCAGAUGAACAAGAGCCCCUAAUACCUGGGCAGACAGGUAGCCAUUACAGCCAGCAUAAGCCUGAGGAUCGCUUCAGUGGGGUCUACAUCAUCUUCUUCUGCUUGGGGAUUGGCUCUCUGCUGCCCUGGAAUUUCUUCGUCACAGCCAAGGAGUACUGGAUCUACAAGCUCCAGAAUUGCUCGAGCCAGCCCACCCCUGAGGGAGCCUCUGACAUUCAGAACUAUUUCGAGAGCUACAUUUCCAUCGCUUCCACUGUGCCUUCAGUGCUGUGUCUCAUUGGGAAUUUCCUGCUGGUUAACAGGGUGGCAGUCAACGUCCGGGUCUUGGCCUCCUUGUCCAUCAUGCUGGCAAUCUUCGUGGUGAUGACUGUGCUGGUGAAAGUGGACACUUCUUCUUGGACCCACGCCUUCUUUGCCAUCACCAUCGCAUGUGUCGUGGUCCUCAGCAGCGCCUCCACUAUCUUCAACAGCAGCAUUUUCGGCAUGACGGGCUCUUUCCCCAUGAGGAAUUCCCAGGCUUUGAUAUCAGGCGGAGCCAUGGGGGGGACCAUCAGUGCGGUGGCUUCAUUGGUGGACAUGGCAGCAGCCAGACACGUGACAGAUAGCACCUUGGCCUUCUUCCUGACCGCAGACAUCUUCAUCGUGGCCUGCAUCAUUCUCUACCUGCUUCUUCCCAAGCUGGAAUACUCCAGAUAUUACAUGAGGAGCUCCGUGAUGCCAGCCCGACUUGCCCCUGGGUUUUGUGGCCAUCCCCUUGGAGAAGAGGCCCAGUCCCUAGAUCUUCCCCAAGCCCCCCAGCUGGCCAAAGGGACCAGCUCCCCGAGCCCCCCGCCCCUCCGCCCCAUCCUGAAGAAGACAGCCAGCCUGGGCUUCUGCGUGGUCUACGUCUUCUUCGUCUCCAUCAUCAUCUUCCCUUCCAUCUCUUCCAACAUCGAGUCGGUCAGCAAGAACUCGGGGUCAUUGUGGACUAACAAAUUCUUUGUCCCUCUCACCAGCUUCCUCCUGUUUAACUUUGCUGACUGGUGUGGCCGACAGAUCACGGCCUGGAUCCAGGUCCCGGGGCCCAAAAGCAAGCUGCUCCCUGGGCUGGUGGUCCUGAGGACCUGCUUCAUCCCCCUGUUCAUCUUCUGCAAUUACCAGCCCCGGGCCCACGUGGACCAAGUGCUGCUGAACUCUGAUGUGUUCCCUAUCAUCCUCAUCUCUCUCCUAGGGUUCAGCAAUGGCUAUCUCAGCACCCUUGCCCUGAUAUACGGACCCAAGAUCAUGCCCAAAGAGUUGGCAGAGGCAACCGGGGUGGUGAUGUCCUUCUUCCUCAGUCUUGGCUUGGCCUUGGGCUCGGCCUUCUCGGUCCUCGUGGUGCAUCUCAUCUAGAGGAGCAGAGCGGCCCUCCACUCCUAGGGAAAUGCUCAUUGGGUAGGCCUGUCCAAAACAUGGUGAGAAAGGCCCUUUGUAAGA
Messenger RNA from Tachyglossus aculeatus (Australian echidna), 1620 nucleotides. It is a transcript of the gene SLC29A3, whose product is annotated as solute carrier family 29 member 3. Gene Ontology annotation, biological process: nucleoside transmembrane transport. Gene Ontology annotation, cellular component: Golgi apparatus; plasma membrane. The record is from RefSeq and is a predicted model, not a curated record. Gene Ontology annotation, molecular function: nucleoside transmembrane transporter activity. The transcript is spliced from 7 exons. NCBI's taxonomy places the organism in Eukaryota, Metazoa, Chordata, Mammalia, Monotremata, Tachyglossidae. The coding region runs from base 85 to 1536 and encodes 483 amino acids.